This is a messenger RNA of Hevea brasiliensis (rubber tree), 2713 nucleotides long. RefSeq names its product serine/threonine protein phosphatase 2A 57 kDa regulatory subunit B' theta isoform. Gene Ontology annotation, biological process: signal transduction. The record is from RefSeq and is a predicted model, not a curated record. The coding region runs from base 435 to 2009 and encodes 524 amino acids. The transcript is spliced from 4 exons. Gene Ontology annotation, cellular component: protein phosphatase type 2A complex. Gene Ontology annotation, molecular function: protein phosphatase regulator activity. Lineage: Eukaryota; Viridiplantae; Streptophyta; Magnoliopsida; Malpighiales; Euphorbiaceae.
AAAUCGGCAGGAAUCUGACAAACGGAAACCCUGUGGUUUUGAGGUUGAAAUCCCUGAGAAAGUCCUGAAAAAAGAAACUUUAGAAAGGGAAUGAGAAAGGAAGCAAACCACGAACAGUGAAUUAAGCCACCAAAACAUAGCAGUAGAGGAAAAAAGACCACCGGUGACUGUUCUUUUAUGAAUCUUUUAUCUUGAUCUCUUCGUUUUUUUGGAGCCCAACACACUGAAUUGGGCAAUUGAACUUUUCUGUAAGUGUAGGUUACUUUUGCUUAUUUUGGUUGUCCAGAUCGAUACCCAGAUCUUGUUACCUUUUGAUCCAGCUGAAUUGUAUAUCGUCUUUGAAUAAGCUGAACGGGAGAGAGAGUUGCUGCUUUUGCUUUGCAAGGAGUGUGGGUUGAGUGUCUGAACAGGAGAUAUCAUACUCCAUUUAAGUAAUGAUCAAACAGAUACUCAAUAGGCUCCCUAGGAAGCCAUCUAAAUCAUCUGAAAAUCGUGAGGGAGGGGGAACCUCUACUUCCUCAUCAAAUGCUUCUACCAGCCCAAGGAACGGUGAUUUAUCCGGUAACCGGUAUGCAAGCGCAGGUGCUACGUCAGUAGCAGGGUUUAAUCCAACUUCAAAUUUAGGAACAAAUUAUGGCAAUAAACUUUCUCAAGCUGUUAAUGCAAAGCUGAAUGGGAAUCAGCCUGCUCCUUAUGAGCCCUUGCCAAGUUUCAGAGAUGUUCCAAAUUCUGAGAAGCAGAACUUGUUUAUCCGAAAGCUGAACUUAUGUUGCAUUGUGUUUGACUUCACUGAUCCUACUAAGAACUUCAAAGAAAAGGAUAUCAAGCGACAAACAUUGGUAGAGCUUGUGGACUAUGUUUCUUCUGCAAAUGGGAAGUUCCCAGAAACUAUGAUGCAAGAAAUGAUUAAGAUGGUGUCCUCAAAUUUGUUUAGAAUACUCUCUUCUCCGCCACGUGAGAACAAAAUUUUGGAAGCCUAUGAUUUGGAAGAGGAUGAGCCCUCAAUGGACCCUGCAUGGCCUCAUUUGCAAGUUGUGUAUGAAUUUCUUCUGAGGUUUAUAGCAUCACCUGAGACAGAUGCAAAAUUGGCUAAGAGGUACAUUGAUCACUCUUUUGUUCUCAGGUUGUUAGAUCUUUUUGAUUCAGAGGACCCUAGAGAGAGGGAGUAUUUGAAAACAGUUCUGCACCGUAUCUAUGGGAAAUUCAUGGUGCACCGGCCAUUCAUCAGGAAAGCAAUUAACAACAUCUUUUAUCGGUUUAUUUUUGAAACUGAGAAGCAUAAUGGGAUUGCAGAGCUACUGGAGAUUCUGGGAAGUAUAAUCAAUGGGUUUGCCCUACCUCUGAAAGAAGAGCACAAGCUUUUCCUUGUUCGAGUACUCAUUCCAUUACACAAACCAAAAUGCUUGCCCAUGUACCACCAACAAUUAUCAUAUUGCAUUACACAAUUUGUGGAGAAGGACUGCAAACUUGCUGAUACAGUUAUACGAGGGAUGCUAAAAUAUUGGCCAAUUACAAAUAGUUCAAAAGAGGUUAUGUUCUUAGGUGAGCUGGAGGAAGUAUUAGAAGCAACACAGCCUGCUGAGUUUCAGCGCUGCAUGGUACCCUUGUUCCGCCAGAUUGGCCGUUGCUUGAGUAGUUCACAUUUUCAGGUGGCAGAGAGGGCUUUGUUUUUAUGGAACAAUGAUCACAUUGAGAACUUGAUCCAACAGAAUCGCAAAGUUAUACUACCAAUCAUCUUCCCUGCCUUGGAGAGAAAUGCAAGACAGCAUUGGAAUCAGGCAGUACAAAGCUUGACGCUAAAUGUUCGCAAGAUCUUCUCUGAUAUUGACCUGGAGCUCUUUGAGGAGUGCCUGCUGAAGUUUCAGGAAGAUGAAACAAGGGAGAAGGAGAUGAAGGUGAAACGCGAAACCACAUGGAAACGCUUAGAGGAGAUGGCUGCAGUGAAGGCUACAAGUAAUGAGCCAGUGCUUGUCUCGCCAAAAAUGAUGACACGUGCACUAUCUGGCUAGAUAGUUGGAGACUCUCAAUGGUAUUUGAUUUGGUUAGCAGUUGGUGUGCGACGCAAACCAUAGAUAGAGGUGGUGAUUGAAGAGGUGGAAUAUGAAGUUAGACAUUGAUUCCUUUGCAUAGUCACCUUCAAUAUUUUUGGUUUGCGAUCUGAUUAGAAAACAAUGGGGGGAAAGGCGCAACUGUUGCAGAAAAAGGAAAAUCCCAUUUUGGUUAUCCUGGAGGACUGCGUGCAACAGAACAGGUAGGGUGCAGAAACAAAUGGGUAAGAGGAUAUCUAAAGCGCGGUUCUGUGAGUAAAUUUGAGGUGGUGAUAUGUUUAAUGUCGAGGAGAAGGGUGACAAAGAAAGCUUGAACUCAUUGUACAAUUGUUUAUUGCUUCUGGUUUAAUGAAAAGUCUGCCCAUGUUCUUGAAAAAAAAAAAAAAAAGAAAAAGUAACACUUUGAUUUUAAAUUUGAGGAUAAUGUUGAAAAAGACCGUAGGCAGCCAGUUCAGAGCUCGCUACAAUCAUCUAAGGGCUUUUGUUAUUUCUAGUAAUAGGUACAAGGAACCAAUGAUUCAUUGGCUUAGUGGUUAAUGAUGAUGUGAGUUUAGACGAGAUUUUAGGUUUGAGUUUGGGGGUUGUAAGUGUAUCGUUUGAUUUGGGGUUUUAUAGCUCGUUAUUUAGUUUUCGUGAUUUUCAGGCUAUUGUGAGAGUUUAAGGGA